GUAGCCCGCUAGGCGCUGCCACCGGAGGAGCCUGGUAGCCAAAGCGGCGGCAGGCUCGGCCCAGAUCUCGCGAUACAAAUUACGCGUCGCGAGAUUUAACUGCGCGUCCCUGAGAGGCGGGUGGGUGUUCGUUCUGGGGGUUAUGGGUGGGGUCUGGCAUCCGGCAUGGAGGCGCCUCUUUUUCUGUGGCUGGCGCUCGCUUCGCCGUGGGUCUGCAGCCAGGCCUGCAGAGACGGUAGAGCCGUUUCUUAGGCCAGAGUGGAAUGGGACGGGAGGUGCCGAGAGAGGACUGAGGCUGCUGGGGACAUGGAAGCGCUGCAACCUUGGAGCCAGGGACCCGGCAGUGCAGCCGCUGUGGCGGCCUAAGAGCUCGAACUCUUUCAGGCGCGCGCAGGAGGAGGAAUGGCGGCGGCGGAACAAGACGGUCCUCACUUACGUGGUCGCGGUCGCCGUGGGCAUGCUGGGGGCGGCCUACGCCGCCGUACCCCUUUAUCGGCUCUACUGCCAGACUACUGGACUUGGAGGAUCAGUAGUUGCAGGUCAUGCAUCAGACCAGAUUGAAAACAUGGUGCCUGUUAAGAAUCGAAUCAUUAAAGUUACGUUUAAUGCAGAUGUGCAUGCAAGUCUCCAGUGGAAUUUUAGACCUCAGCAAACAGAAAUAUUUGUGGUUCCAGGAGAGACUGCACUGGCAUUUUACAAAGCUAAGAAUCCUACUGACAAACCAGUAAUUGGAAUUUCUACAUACAAUGUUGUUCCAUUUGAAGCUGGACAGUAUUUCAAUAAAAUACAGUGCUUCUGUUUUGAAGAACAAAGGCUUAAUCCCCAAGAGGAAGUAGAUAUGCCAGUGUUUUUCUACAUUGAUCCUGAAUUUGCCGAAGAUCCAAGAAUGAUUAAGAAGAGAGAAGAAAAUGGCCAGUAUUCAUCCUGUCCUUCUCUUUCCCCAUUUCUUGAUAACUCUCGUACUUGUCUCUACUGGGAGGCUGGAGAGCCACAGUCUAGUAGAAAAAAGCCUUGCUACAGCAAUGUCAAGAUCAAGGGAAUGCAAUGGCUAAUACCUAUGACAAAAAUGUAGAAAUUAAUUGGAAAUGAAUUUGAAGGCAACAUCAAUAGCCCUCAAUCACAUGAAGACACUCCCUUUGCCCUUUCAAGAAACAGAUGGAGUGGCAACAUGAAAGGAAUAGCACAUUUCAACAGGUCUGCAAAGCAGAAUGUAAAAAACUCUUCAAAAGCCAGCCUACUCUGAUCUUUGCAAUUGAUGUCUGUCUCAGAGGAGGGCCAAGCCACCUGGAAACAGCCGAGAUCAAGCACCAUGGACAAAAAGGAUGGGUCAGAGUUCCCCAUAGCAGGCACUUGCAGGGCUGUGGCAGUAGGGAGCCAGGGGGAGCAAGUCAAAAUUCAGAGCAACAGCUGCUGGUGCAUAUGUCCAUCACAGAACCCCCGGAAUCACCUCCUUUUAUGCCAUAUAAAAGCAAAGGCAAGUUUCUAAGUUAAAGUGAAUUUAACAAUCAAUUCAAAAGUCUUUGGAGCAAAACAAAAAGGAGCUCAUUAAGAGCUUCCUCUUCUGAUAUCCAGAUGGCUCUUAUUCCUCCAUAGAGCACUCAGGAAUUAAGGAAGGAGAUCCCUUUGCACUUUCAACUCCAUCUAGUCAUCCCACAUUGACCAACACAGGGCAACUCAAUAAAAAGAAACAUAAAAAUGCUUGAAUAUCUCCCUUGAAAGAGCCAAAACAGAAAGAAAUGUAUUUGCUUGAAAAUGUCUCUGGAAAUACUAUCUGUAUGGCAAUACCCCUGUUAUCAGCUCAUAACAUAUUUUCUUUAUCCCAAUAUUCCCCACUCAGAGUACAGGAAACCCCAAUGUCUCUAUCUGCUCAAAGUAAAAACUCUCCCCACCUACUCUAAAACUGAACAUUUUUCAGCUUAACUUGCUCAUGUAGUCUCUUUUUCCUUACAUAGGCUUCAAAUGACAAAUCAUCAGCAUAAUCCUCAAGAAAAUCAUUAACUUUUUAAGACCCAACUCUUCUUCCCACCUAAACAAUGUCUGCAAAAAGUACAGGAUUUGGUUGCUGCCUUCAGAUCGCCUCCCAUACCCACAUGAAAACACAAUAGGUUAGCCAUAUAUACUAGAAAAUCAGUCCUGGGUUCAAAAUGAGAAACUAGUUGGUCUAAUGGAUAGAACACCAGCUCAGGAGAAUGAGGUUCUCCUUCCAGCUCCAUCACUUGUCACAAUGUGGGCAAACCAUUCUUUCUGCAUAUGCAGCCUCAUCUGCAUAGGAAGGGUGAUGGACUCAAAGACGCUGACAGUCCCUUCUAUUCUUAAUACCCUACAUAUUUGUGAAUGGUAAAGACAAGAAUGGUCUGGGAGGAUGACUUUCUUUUUCCUAUUCUCAGGAUUUUUUUUUUCAACUGGUUAUAAAUCCUCACAGGAUCAAAUUUUAGAUUCCCUUGAUUUUAAAUUUCUCCAGUAAGUUAGAGUAAGGCUUUCUCUAGUUAUCAUUUCAAAAUCUGAACUCCCUUUAUUCUGAAUACAAGAGCAUUCUCUUGUCUUACUGGGGCUAGGAAAAAAAAAAAAAAAAAAAAAAAAAAGAUGUAAGAGGUAAGAUUAAAGUGGGAGGUACCAGAGAAAGUCAGCUAUUCAAGAUAAGAGGAAGGUGACCCAAAGCUGAGUGCACAAGACCAAGAAAGCAAAUAUACAAAACGCAUGCUGCAACUCUUCAUUCCUAUGGCCAAGGUGGCUGCUUUUAACUCAUCACUACACUUGUUAGACUAGAUAGAGCCUCAGAAUCAUCACAUUCCACUUCGAAAAACUAAAGAAAAUCCAGUCUCCAUCCCUAAUGAAUACAAAGUUUACAAGCAACACAGUGGUGAGAAAAUGUGUCUACUGCAUAAAAUGGUUUUAUUACCUAUGAGUCUAACAAAAGAGCAAAACCCUCUUAAUUAGUAGGGCUUCAGGACCUAAUUGUUCAACAUGGGUUGAUGGAACAGAGAGGGGAUUCCAAGUAAACAUACUGGAUUUCAGAUGAAAGAAAACAGACAAGGAAUAGGUUCCAAAGAAACAGAACAGCUACUAGACGGUAAGCGUAAACAGAUAAAACAGGAAGAAGUUCCAAGUAUACAGG
Saimiri boliviensis boliviensis (Bolivian squirrel monkey) is the source of this 3115-nucleotide messenger RNA. The record is from RefSeq and is a predicted model, not a curated record. NCBI's taxonomy places the organism in Eukaryota, Metazoa, Chordata, Mammalia, Primates, Cebidae.